ACCCCUCCUUUUUUAUCACCUCCAUUCUUCCAUGAGCUAACCUUCUCCAUCCUUGGAUAACCCCUGAAGACCUGUGAUUUCUUCCUUUCUAAAGAUUUUAGAUUAUUAUUAUUUUUUUUUUGGUUCUCCAGGAAAGAAGGAAAUGCUGAGAAAGAGGGGCAGAACGGCGCCGGAGGAAGGCAGGGUAGAGCUUUUGGGAGAUUUAAGUUCAAGUUGUUGUUUCGCUGCGGAUACUUCGAUAAAGCAGAAGCAACGGAGCUCUUCCUUCUUCAGUAUCCCCGGUCUCUUGGUGAGCUUCACAGGCAAAAGCUUAGCUGAAUCUGAUUCAAUGAAAAGCCCUACUUCUCCUUUGGAUUACAAGCUCUUCUCCAACCUUGCAAGUUCUUUGAUUCGAUCUCCAAAAUCACCUGGAAGAAGCUGGGAUUGCAGUAGAGUUGGCCUCGGUUUGGUGGAUUCUCUGAAGGACGAGAACAAGAACAUUCUCCUUGGAUCCCAGAUGAGGAUAAUCAAAACUGGAAACUCUAAAGAUCGUUUCAAUUCCUUUGGGGAAGAACAGACAGAGACAAAAAAUUCCACCUUCUCGCAAUUAUGUUCAUCAAAAUCGAAACUUGAGGAGAUCGGAAAGGUUAAUUCGUGCUCAUCUGAUCCUAUGCACAAAACCCUAAAACCCGAUUUUGAUGUUUCAUCCUUGGAAUUAAUUCAUAGCUUCAUGGAUUCUCUUGCUGACUGUGAGGAUUACACUUGCAUCAUAUCCCAUGGCCCGAAUCCAAAGACCACUCACAUUUUUGGUGAUUGCAUCCUGGAGAGCUCCAUGAUUGAGUCUCAGAAUUCUAAAGAAAAUGAAGGAGGAUUUGAAUGUAUCGUCAAGGGCUUGUCUUCUUUGCCCCUCACUUAUUUUCUGAGCUUCUGCUGCUACUGCAAUAAGAAAUUAGAAGAAAACAGAGACAUUUACAUGUACAGAGGUGAGAAGGCAUUCUGCAGCUGCAACUGCCGUGAUCAAGCAAUACUGAUCGAUGAGGAAUCAAAGCCGGACAAACAUGCUUCUGAUUCUCCAAGCUCUGCAGUCUUCCAUCAAGAGCUUUUCAUGGAAGGACUGGAAGUUACAAGCUGAGUAAAGAUUAGAGACCUGCCUCGCCAUCAAUACUGUUACUGAUUAGUGAAUUGAAAUGGCAGACAGCUUGAUCAUUUGUCCAAGAGGAGUUGUCAUAUGUGAAUUCCCUGCAACCAUGGACGAUUGAUUUCCUCGUGAAGUAGUUUGAUUUGCCAAGAUGGUUAUGAUCAGAUUUGUAGGUGAUGGUGGGUACUGUAUUUCAUUUUGAGUUUUUUUAUUAUUUUAUAUUAAGAGUCUUCUUCUAUGGAUAAAACUUACAUUUUUCUCUUAUAAUUUUGAUCAAGAGAGAGAGGGAGAGAGCAUGUGUCUGAGAGAGAGAGAGAGAGCCACCGAGUGGCUGGCCCAUUUUUCCAUCUUACUCAUUGUGGACUUGUCAAAGUUUAUUAAUUAAAGUGAGAAAUUCGAAUAA
This is a messenger RNA of Phalaenopsis equestris, 1520 nucleotides long. RefSeq lists its product as uncharacterized. The record is from RefSeq and is a predicted model, not a curated record. The transcript is spliced from 3 exons. Lineage: Eukaryota; Viridiplantae; Streptophyta; Magnoliopsida; Asparagales; Orchidaceae. Bases 143 to 1111 code for a protein of 322 amino acids.